Scatophagus argus is the source of this 3013-nucleotide messenger RNA. It is a transcript of the gene chrna2b, whose product is annotated as cholinergic receptor, nicotinic, alpha 2b (neuronal). Gene Ontology annotation, cellular component: neuron projection; postsynaptic membrane; synapse. Gene Ontology annotation, biological process: nervous system process; chemical synaptic transmission; signal transduction. Bases 67 to 1731 code for a protein of 554 amino acids. NCBI's taxonomy places the organism in Eukaryota, Metazoa, Chordata, Actinopteri, Scatophagidae. Gene Ontology annotation, molecular function: acetylcholine-gated monoatomic cation-selective channel activity; transmembrane signaling receptor activity. The record is from RefSeq and is a predicted model, not a curated record. The transcript has 6 exons.
CACUGGACGGUAACAGCUCCGCGCUCUCCGGUGAAGUUGGACUUUUUAUCACCAGCACAAAACAAAAUGGGACACAACCACCUGUUCUCUGUGAGCACGGCUCUUGUCUGCUCGCUACUCUUGUGUCGGUCAGUUCUUUGUGACAAGACCCACUCGCACGCCGAGGAUGAUCUCUUCAAGACGCUGUUCACUGGAUACAACAAGUGGUCGAGGCCAGUGCCAAACAUCUCUGAUGUGGUCAUCGUCAAGUUCGGACUGUCCAUAGCGCAGCUCAUUGAUGUGGAUGAGAAGAACCAAAUGAUGACAACCAAUGUGUGGCUUAAGCAGGAGUGGAAUGACUACAAACUUCGCUGGAGACCAUCUGACUUUGACAAUGUGACAUCCAUAAGAGUGCCAUCAGAGCUCAUAUGGGUACCAGACAUUGUCCUCUACAACAAUGCUGACGGUGAGUUUGCUGUGACCCAUAUGACAAAAGCUCACUUAUUCCACACUGGUAAAGUUCGCUGGGUCCCUCCUGCCAUUUACAAGAGCUCCUGCAGCAUUGAUGUCACCUUCUUCCCCUUUGAUCAACAGAACUGCAAAAUGAAAUUUGGCUCUUGGACGUAUGACAAGGCCAAGAUUGACCUGGAGCGAAUUGAAAACACUGUGGACCUGAACAAUUACUGGGAGAGCGGCGAAUGGGCCAUCAUAAAGGCUGUGGGGACAUACAAUACAAAGAAAUAUGACUGUUGCCAUGAGAUCUACCCAGACAUCACCUACUUCUUCAUCAUUCGGAGGCUGCCCUUGUUUUACACCAUCAACCUGAUCAUCCCCUGUUUGCUGAUCUCUUGCCUAACCGUUUUGGUUUUCUAUCUGCCCUCAGACUGUGGUGAGAAGAUCACCCUGUGCAUCUCUGUGUUGCUGUCCCUCACCGUUUUCCUUCUCCUCAUCACAGAAAUCAUACCAUCCACAUCCCUUGUCAUCCCACUCAUCGGUGAGUACCUCCUCUUCACCAUGAUUUUUGUCACCCUCUCCAUCGUCAUCACUGUCUUUGUGCUCAAUGUGCACCAUCGCUCUCCCAGCACUCACAAGAUGCCCCGCUGGGUUCACUCAGUGUUCCUGGACCUGAUCCCACGCUGGCUGUUCAUGCGACGACCUGCACCAGAUGGCCGGCGUCGAAGGCUGUUGCUACUGCAGCAGGAAGCAGUGGCAGAGAGGCGACAAGGCCGGAUAGCCGGGUACAAAUCUGGCAAUUGCCUCAGCACCUCGGCGAAUUGGUUAAUAGAUGGGACCACAUCAGAGGACCCUGAAAGAAGCAGUUAUGAGGAUUUAGAGCUGGGAACGCUGACAUCAUAUUUCUCCUUUCGUCCUCCUUCACCCAGACCGCCAGGGUCAACUCCUCCACCACAACAGAAAAACCCACAGAACAACCAAAACCGACAAGAGGGGGCUGCUGGGACAAACAGACAGUUAACAGGGACGAGAGUCAAUCCUACUCACAGGCCAACAAAAGUUGAUAACACAGUAUCAGACUCAACAUUCCUGCUUUCACCAAGUGUUAUACGAGCUCUGGAAGGAGUGCACUACAUUGCAGACCACCUGAGGGCUGAGGAUGCUGACUUUAGUGUAAAAGAGGACUGGAAGUAUGUCGCCAUGGUGAUAGAUCGCAUUUUCCUGUGGAUGUUCAUUAUUGUGUGCCUACUUGGGACCAUUGGCCUCUUCCUACCCCCUUGGCUAGCUGGCAUGAUCUAGCUCUUAAGAGGAAGUGUGAAAAAUCUCUAAUCAUGACUAGUUAGUGAAGUCUGACAUUCAAAAUGUAGCUGAACUCUGCUUUAAGACUGGGAAUGUGAGUGUGAAGUUUUUAAUGCGCUAUGUUAUCAGCCUCAUGAGGCCACAACGGUCACUACAGACCACAAACCAAAAUGUUAGCAUUUUUAGAUUCUCAUUACUAGUGAUGCAGAAAUCAAAAAGGUUUAUCCUCUGUACAGUUAUAGCUCAGAUAUCUCAGACUCAGCUUGUCAGGCUCAGAUGUCAAACUCAAAAAAAAAAAACUCAACUUUCAUCUCAGCUACACCUCGUCAAAUUUCAGGUGUACUUCCUUAGCCUCACUGGUUGCGUUUGACCUGAGUGUGAACAUUUGUGCGUUAACAUGCUCAGAAUUGGCAGUUUAUGUUUAGUUUACUAUUGGAUGUUAACAUGUUAAUGAUUAGCAUGUAAGAUUUGGAUAUGUUUUGAAUGGUGUCUCAUCUUGGUUUGCGUAUCAUGCUAGUCUUAAAGCAUGGUGAAAAUCCAAUUUAAAAUUCAGUAACUUAAUUACAUUUAGAAGUUACGGCUAUUAGUAAUCUUGCAGUUUGAGGGCGGGAUGAUCAGUUUUUCAUCUCUGUAGGAUAUGAAAAGAAAUAUGGCUAGUAUUUGGUUACAUUUUCAAGUACCAAUCUGAGUAUGUCAUUAUAUUUCCUUGUAACUUGCCCAACAUUAGUCAGCAGCAGUAAUCUAAAAUACGGAUAAAGUAUCCAGUCAUGAACUCAAGAGGAAAUUUAGAUCUUUUGGUGAUGCUUGAUGAGCUUUAUAACUGGAUCAGCAGGUACUGGAUUUCAGCUUUUGGGGACAAUUAAUGUACAAAAUUUCAUAGAAAUCGACUUCUAUGUCAUUCAAAGGUUGGACUGACAGUGAAAGACUGAAGUGUCAUUCUGCCUAAAAUGGGGUGGCAUUUACCUUGUAAGUUUCUGAACCAACAGUGGUAUGUUGUACUAGGAAUAAGUAGUAUACUGUACUUUUGGAAAGAAAUUCUUUUUACUUUUUUUGACGGGUUUUUCUUUCUGGCCAUGCAUUCAUGAUUACUCUUAUUUUUGAUUGAUCACACUAUGUAAUAAAUACCCAGAUGAAAACCUGUAACAAAUAUUCACCUAUAUCAUAUCAUUUAUUGAUUGGUGUGAAUGACCAAAGAACGCCCACAGGUUGAGUCAGUCCUGCAGAUGUUCAUUCAAAAUACACUGUCACAAUACAACACAAUACUAUAGAGGUGCAGGGCCAC